Messenger RNA from Lagenorhynchus albirostris (white-beaked dolphin), 2703 nucleotides. It is a transcript of the gene KLHL17, whose product is annotated as kelch like family member 17. The record is from RefSeq and is a predicted model, not a curated record. Gene Ontology annotation, molecular function: protein binding. Bases 113 to 2047 code for a protein of 644 amino acids. The transcript is spliced from 12 exons. Lineage: Eukaryota; Metazoa; Chordata; Mammalia; Artiodactyla; Delphinidae.
CGGGAGCGAGGAACGCAGAGCCUGCCGCCACCGCCGAGCAGCCCUCCAGCCGUUCGGCGUCCGCUUGUCCGAGCGUCCUCCGCGGAUCGGCGGCGGGCCGGCGGCCGAACCCAUGCAGCCGCGCAGCGAGCGCCCGGCCGGCAGGACGCAAAGUCCAGAGCACGGCAGCCCGGGGCCCGCGCCCGAGGCGCCGCCGCCGCCGCCGCCGCCGCCGCAGCCGGCAGCCCCCGAGGCAGAGCGUGCCCGGCCCCGGCAGGCCCGGCCCACGGGCCCCAUGGAGGGUGCAGUGCAGCUGCUGAGCCGCGAGGGCCACACCGUAUCCCACAACUCCAAGCGGCACUACCACGAUGCCUUCGUGGCCAUGAGCCGCAUGCGGCAGCGCGGCCUCCUGUGUGACAUCGUCUUGCACGUGGCUGCUAAGGAGAUCCGGGCACACAAGGUGGUGCUGGCCUCCUGCAGCCCCUACUUCCACGCCAUGUUCACAAAUGAGAUGAGUGAGAGCCGUCAGACGCAUGUGACGCUGCACGAUAUCGACCCUCAGGCCUUGGACCAGCUGGUGCAGUUUGCGUACACGGCCGAGAUCGUGGUGGGGGAAGGCAACGUGCAGACUCUGCUCCCGGCCGCCAGCCUUCUGCAGCUGAAUGGGGUCCGUGAUGCCUGCUGCAAGUUCCUGCUGAGUCAGCUCGACCCCUCCAACUGUCUGGGCAUCCGGGGCUUCGCCGACACACACUCGUGCAGUGACCUGCUCAAGGCGGCACACAGGUACGUGCUGCAGCACUUCGUGGACGUGGCCAAGACUGAGGAGUUCAUGCUGUUGCCGCUGAAGCAGGUGCUGGAACUGGUUUCUAGCGACAGCCUGAACGUGCCUUCAGAGGAGGACGUCUACCGUGCCGUCCUGAGUUGGGUCAAGCACGACGUGGAUACCCGGAGGCAGCACGUUCCUCGGCUGAUGAAGUGUGUACGCCUGCCCCUGCUGAGCCGGGACUUCCUGCUGGGCCACGUGGACGCCGAGAGCCUGGUGCGGCACCACCCAGACUGCAAGGACCUACUCAUUGAGGCCCUCAAGUUCCACCUGCUGCCCGAGCAGAGGGGCGUCCUGGGCAGCAGCCGCACCCGGCCCCGGCGCUGUGAGGGCGCUGGCCCUGUGCUCUUCGCUGUGGGUGGUGGGAGCCUGUUCGCCAUCCACGGCGACUGUGAAGCGUACGACACACGCGCUGACCGCUGGCAUGUGGUGGCCUCGAUGUCCGCGCGCCGGGCCCGGGUGGGCGUGGCGGCAGUCGGGAACCGGCUGUAUGCCGUGGGCGGUUACGAUGGGACUUCAGACCUGGCCACCGUAGAGUCCUACGACCCUGUGACCAACACCUGGCAGCCUGAGGUGUCCAUGGGCACAAGGCGCAGCUGCCUGGGUGUGGCUGCCCUGCACGGGCUCCUGUAUGCAGCCGGUGGCUACGAUGGGGCCUCUUGCCUCAACAGUGCCGAGCGCUACGACCCCCUGACGGGAACAUGGACGUCGAUCGCCGCCAUGAGCACCCGGAGGCGAUAUGUGCGCGUGGCCAUGCUCGAUGGGAACCUGUAUGCCGUGGGCGGUUAUGACAGCUCGUCACACCUGGCCACCGUGGAGAAGUAUGAGCCCCAGGUGAGCUCCUGGACGCCCGUGGCCUCCAUGCUGAGCCGGCGCAGCUCCGCGGGUGUGGCGGUGCUGGAGGGGGCCCUCUACGUGGCUGGUGGCAAUGACGGCACCAGCUGCCUCAACUCUGUGGAGAGAUACAGCCCCAAGGCGGGUGCCUGGGAGAGUGUGGCACCCAUGAACAUCCGAAGGAGCACACACGACCUGGUGUCCAUGGAUGGCUGGCUGUACGCCGUAGGGGGCAACGAUGGCAGUUCCAGCCUCAACUCCAUUGAGAAGUACAACCCGAGGACCAACAAGUGGGUGGCCGCGUCCUGCAUGUUCACGCGGCGCAGCAGCGUGGGCGUGGCAGUGCUCGAGCUGCUCAACUUCCCGCCGCCCUCUUCGCCCACGCUGUCCGUGUCGUCCACCAGCCUCUGACCCGUGGUGCGGCUGCGCAGAGACCCGCCCGCGGCCUCCCACGUGCCUUAAGCCCCCUGGGCCCAGCGCCUGCCUCCCCUGCGCGUGGGGCGGGGCUCGGCCCCCACCAGGAACGUCCGGGGCCGUCUGUCCAGUCUCCGCGCGUCUAGGCCGCGGCUUUCUGUGUUCCUUCCUCGGUGUGUGUUUGUGUGUGCCGUUUAUUUAUUCACUCGUUUAUUUAUUGACUGGUGGUGAGCAGGCUGCAGCUGCCAGUCUCUCCGUUUACUUUUAAAGUGUCCUGUCUCUGGGACCAAGCUGCCCUCCUGGGUGUCCUCCCACCGUGCUAGGGGCACUGGGGAGCGACAGGGUGGACACUGGCGUUGCCCGUGGGUAAGGGGCCAACUUGGACUCUCUAGACCUGGAGGGACCGAGGGGUGAUGCAGAGCACUUAUGCGGGGGGACUUUCUGAGCAGGUGCAGACCCCCAGCCUGAGCUGUGCACACCUCCUUGCCUCGCCCAGCCAGGCACACUCCCGGCGGGGGCGGGCACGAAUCGGGCUUCCUUCCCAUGGCUGUGGUGUCAUUUCUGGAUCCUGCACUGAGCUGGGCACACGUGCACCGCAGGCCGCAUACAGCAAUAUGAGCCCCUUGAACAAUAAACACAUUUCCUGGGCUCUG